AUGUGUCCUGUGUCUCAUCGGUGCUCAUGUGUCCUGUGUCUCAUCGGUGCUCAUGUGUCCUGUGUCUCAUCGGUGCUCAUGUGUCCUGUGUCUCAUCGGUGUUCAUGUGUCCUGUGUCUCAUCGGUGCUCAUGAGUCCUGUGUCUCAUCGGUGCUCAUGUGUCCUGUGUGUCAUCGGUGCUCAUGUGUCCUGUGUCUCAUCGGUGCUCAUGUGUCCUGUGUCUCAUCGGUUCUCAUGUGUCCUGUGUCUCAUCGGUGCUCAUGUGUCCUGUGUCUCAUCGGUGCUCAUGUGUCCUGUGUCUCAUCGGUGCUCAUGUGUCCUGUGUCUCAUCGGUGCUCAUGUGUCCUGUGUGUCAUCGGUGCUCAUGUGUCCUGUGUCUCAUCGGUGCUCAUGUGUCCUGUGUCUCACCGCUGCUCCUGUGUCUCAUCGGUGCUCAUGUGUCCUGUGUCUCAUCGGUGCUCAUGUGUCCUGUGUGUCAUCGGUGCUCAUGUGUCCUGUGUCUCAUCGGUGCUCAUGUGUCCUGUGUCUCACCGCUGCUCCUGUGUCUCAUCGGUGCUCAUGUGUCCUGUGUCUCAUCGGUGCUCAUGUGUCCUGUGUCUCAUCGGUGCUCAUGUGUCCUGUGUGUCAUCGGUGCUCAUGUGUCCUGUGUCUCAUCGGUGCUCAUGA
This is a messenger RNA of Procambarus clarkii (red swamp crayfish), 666 nucleotides long. NCBI's taxonomy places the organism in Eukaryota, Metazoa, Arthropoda, Malacostraca, Decapoda, Cambaridae. The record is from RefSeq and is a predicted model, not a curated record.